Molecule: messenger RNA, 1221 nt
Organism: Penicillium diatomitis
Lineage: Eukaryota; Fungi; Ascomycota; Eurotiomycetes; Eurotiales; Aspergillaceae
Product: queuosine 5'-phosphate N-glycosylase/hydrolase
Exons: 4
Coding region: 1-1221 (406 amino acids)
Source: RefSeq, a predicted model, not a curated record
AUGCCUCUCUUGGAUCCAGCCACGCCCACCAGAAACCCUCUGGUGGAUGCCAAUUCCGAUGAUGAAGCAGACCCAGAGCUGGUUGAGCUGCUUCGUCAGCACCUCGGCUUAAGUGGCAAGAAGAGCAAAGAUGUCCCCCCAGAGACCAAAGUCCUGGAGAACGCUCAAUACAUCUUUGACAAUGCCAUUGACGUGGCCCUGAACCCAGCCCAGACCAAGGAGGCGGCCGAGACGAUAUGGCAGAUGAUGCAAAAGAAAUCAUACUCGACCCAAACAUGGUCAGACCACGAACUUCAUCCACAGACCAAGGAUGAGGGGACGGUGGAUUUCAUCUUUUUGAUGGAUCUGCUCAAUUUCAGUUUCUGGUCGGGCGAGUCGGAGGAGUCGAGACGGUUCUGCAUCGAGUAUAGAGGGAGGCGGUGGACCGGAUAUUGGAGUUUGGUCGCCGCGAUUCAGAGAGCUCUGGAUGAGGACAUCCCAAUCACUUCGCCCGACUUCUGGGUCGAUGAAGAAAACUGCACAGAUGAAGUAUUGCGACAUGUGUUCCGCUCGGCGACGGACGAAGAUAUUCCAAUGUUCAAGGAGCGAGUCCAAUGCAUGCGCGAGGCAGGCGAAGUCCUCUGCAAUGAGUUUGGUGGUAGCUUUGCAAACUGCAUCGAUGAUGCCAACCAGUCUGCCGCUGGGCUGGUGAACCUGGUAACUGAGCACUUUGAAUGCUUCCGCGACGAGACCAUCUUCAACGGCAAGAGAGUGCGUCUCUACAAGCGCGCCCAGAUCCUGGUAGCCGAUCUGUGGGCUUGCUUCAAUGGCGAGAGCUUUGGCGAGUUCCACGACAUCGAUAAGAUCACCAUGUUCGCAGACUACCGCAUCCCUCAAAUGCUCCACCAAUUAGGUUGCAUGCGUUACUCGCCUUCCUUGGAGUCUCACAUUCGCAGCUUAAAGCCCAUCGUGUCCGGUUCAAACUGGGAAGUCGAACUCCGCGGCACCAGUAUUUGGUGCGUGGAGCUUAUCAGACGAGAAAUUGAGAAACGCCAUCCAGAGGUCAGAGCGGCUAGCACGAAGGGCGGGUCCCUUCCCAGCGACAACAUCGAUCAAGCAGCCAACAUUCAUGGUAUCAACGCGAUCUUGAUCGAUUUCUUCUUGUACGAUACGAUGAAGGUCUUGGAGAGGGAGAACAACGAGAGCAUUCCUCACCACCGAACUCGGAGCAUCUGGUAUUGA